AUGAACAUCACCACUUGUAUUGUUGGGGAUUCUAUAUGUGGUUCUUUGGGUGAUUCCAAACUCUUGGGAUCGGAAGAUGUCGUCUUUCUUCGGGGUUACAGUACCUAUGAAGGUGAUCGACCAAAUGAGGUUGUGGCUGCACAGGAAGGAGGCGGUGAAAUCAUUGCUGCCAUAAAUGGUCUGAUAGAAGUAACAGAUCGUGUGGUUUCGGUCAAAGGAAUGCCGACACGCUAUCUCCCUGAAAUAGGAGAUAUUGUAGUUGGUCGAGUAAAUGAAGUCAGCGGUAAUCGGUGGCGCAUUGAUAUUUGUGCCUAUCAGGAAGGAGUGAUGUUGCUUUCGAAUGCAACUGAACCUGGCGGUAUUCUCAGGAGGCGAGGAAGAAACGAUGAACUCACAAUGAGACAUAUAUUUGAUCAAGAUGAACUAGUUGUUGCCGAGGUGCAGCGCAUUUCUCCUGAUGGUGUAGUUUCUCUUCAUACUCGAUCCGGUGACAAAUACGGAAAACCUAAUGGUUUUGGUACUCUUGUACAGGUAUCCCCUGCGUUGGUGAAGCGUGCCAAACAUCAUUUUUUUAACGUUGAUAUUUCGCUGGUGAGUAUUGUUCUUGGCACGAAUGGUAUGAUUUGGGUAAGUCCAGAUAUGGGAAAGGGGAAGGGGGCAAAUAGUGAUCCUCACUUUAAUGAGCAAACAGACGUUGAUGUAAGACGAAGUGUUGCACGUGUGGCAAACUGCAUUAAGGUAAUGAAUUAUGCUCGACUUCCAAUCUUUGCAAAAAGCAUUAAUGCUUCCGUGAAAGCCUCCAUUGAUUCAGGACUUGGACCAUUUGACGUUUUACAAACUUCAAAUUACUACUUAAUAACAGCUGCUGUUAUGGAAGCUAUAACAGCACGUAAACGCCAGAGACAAUAA
Messenger RNA from Trypanosoma rangeli, 909 nucleotides. RefSeq names its product exosome complex exonuclease. The record is from RefSeq and is a predicted model, not a curated record. The transcript has a single exon. Bases 1 to 909 code for a protein of 302 amino acids. Gene Ontology annotation, biological process: U4 snRNA 3'-end processing; CUT catabolic process; poly(A)-dependent snoRNA 3'-end processing. Gene Ontology annotation, cellular component: nuclear exosome (RNase complex); cytoplasmic exosome (RNase complex). Lineage: Eukaryota; Euglenozoa; Kinetoplastea; Trypanosomatida; Trypanosomatidae. Gene Ontology annotation, molecular function: RNA binding.